Messenger RNA from Chondrus crispus (carragheen), 492 nucleotides. RefSeq lists its product as hypothetical. NCBI's taxonomy places the organism in Eukaryota, Rhodophyta, Florideophyceae, Gigartinales, Gigartinaceae. The coding region runs from base 1 to 492 and encodes 163 amino acids. The transcript has a single exon. The record is from RefSeq and is a predicted model, not a curated record.
AUGCGAAUGCAGUGCGUAUUCGAAGAAAAUUGCCUUUAUUUGGACGGGAGAAUUGGUCUCCAAAGUGUGCCAGGGUCAAAGUGGGACGACGAGAAAUUUCAUGUCUUGCACGCUUCAUCUGUAAUGGGAGAGACCCAACAAAGCCGACGCUGCCGUGUGCUUGCGGGUCCUCAACAACUCGCCUUCCUCAACCUGCAUCCGCUGUUUUCGGGCUCUUGGCCAUUGCGAAAUUGGCAAGUCGUCGCAAACUAUGUCUUCGAGAGGCGACACCGCAGACUGCGCUUUCAGACGUUUCUGAGAGUCAAUAUUUUUUUUGUUUGCAGUAUCAUUCUCUACAUUAAACUCCUGAAUGUGAUAAACGUUGGGUACGGGCGCUUUUGGAGGAUUCCGCCCCUCCAAACAAGCACGAACGGACUGCAAAUUGCCAACCGUCGCUGCGUUUCCUGUUGCGAGGAAUUUUCUAUUAGAUUUCUUAGGUGUGGGGUUCUUUGA